CCUCGUGAAAUUUCAUGUGACGGCGGAGCCACUUCCCGUACCCCCCGUGCGCCGUCUCGCAGCCGAGGGCUCGGUGGUGGAGGGCCACCACCAUGGCGGCAAAGCAGCCCCCGCCGCUGAUGAAGAAGCACAGCCAGACCGACCUGGUGAGCAGGCUGAAGACGCGCAAGAUCCUGGGGGUCGGCGGGGAGGAUGAUGACGGUGAAGUCCAUCGCUCAAAGAUUAGCCAAGUACUGGGAAAUGAAAUCAAGUUUGCUGUCCGGGAACCGCUGGGGCUCAGGGUCUGGCAGCUGGUUUCUGCCGUCAUGUUUUCUGGGGUCGCCAUCAUGGCCCUCGCUUUCCCUGACCAGCUCUACGACGCUGUCUUCGACGAGGUAUCGGUGAGCAGCAAGACUCCCAUCCGGCUCUAUGGAGGAGCCCUCCUCAGUAUCUCGCUCAUCAUGUGGAAUGCCCUCUACACAGCCGAAAAAGUCAUUAUCCGCUGGACCCUGCUGACGGAGGCAUGCUACUUUGCCGUGCAGUUCCUGGUUACCACUGUCUCCCUGGUUGAGAGUAGCCGGAUAGCCACAGGUGCUGUGCUCCUCCUGGUCAGCCGAGCCUUCUUCAUCCUCAUCAGCAUUUAUUAUUAUUACCAAGUUGGACGCCGUCCCAAGAAGGUCUAAUUCCUGGGC
Molecule: messenger RNA, 671 nt
Organism: Gymnogyps californianus (California condor)
Lineage: Eukaryota; Metazoa; Chordata; Aves; Accipitriformes; Cathartidae
Gene: TP53I11
Product: tumor protein p53 inducible protein 11
Exons: 6
Coding region: 93-662 (189 amino acids)
Source: RefSeq, a predicted model, not a curated record